Messenger RNA from Elephantulus edwardii (Cape elephant shrew), 1197 nucleotides. Its product is annotated as granulocyte-macrophage colony-stimulating factor receptor subunit alpha-like. The transcript has 11 exons. Gene Ontology annotation, molecular function: cytokine receptor activity; protein binding. NCBI's taxonomy places the organism in Eukaryota, Metazoa, Chordata, Mammalia, Macroscelidea, Macroscelididae. Gene Ontology annotation, cellular component: external side of plasma membrane. Gene Ontology annotation, biological process: cytokine-mediated signaling pathway. The record is from RefSeq and is a predicted model, not a curated record. Bases 1 to 1197 code for a protein of 398 amino acids.
AUGGGGACCCAGGGAAGAGUUGUGCUGUUUUCACUAUUCCUGACCAGGACCGGGCUGCUGGCCCUCGGCCCCCAGGAUCUUUCCACAGUGGAGCCAGUGCCCACACUAAACCUGAGUUUUGACGCGAGAACGUGGACAUUAGCCUGGGUGUGUGUGGACAACAUCACAGUCCUGAAUUGCACCAUGUUGCACAGAGAAUACGGACCAGUGACUGAGAAGCCCUUGGAGAAUCAAUGCAGUUGUGAGUUCAAGGACUACCCAUUGCACAGAGGAGCCCUCUUUAUUGUUAAUGCAAGCCUGGGACAUCGGUGGUUUAAAGAAGAGCUGGAAUACACAAAUCCAGGCACAGAAGGGACGGCCGCCGCAAACUUCUCCUGCUUUAUUUUGGACGAAGACUUUAUGAACUGCACCUGGACAAGAGGCCAGUGGGCUUCGGACGAGGUCCAGUACUUUUUGUACAUCCGAGGCGGAGAAGACACAGAGGUGGAAUGUCCACAUUACAUCGAUGACCGGGGGACUCAUGUCGGCUGUCACAUCCACCACCUCUUGGGAUCAUACUCUGACUUCUAUUUCCUGGUGAACGGGACCAGCCCAGAAUCGAAGAUCCCAUUCUUUGAUGCUUUUUUGACAAGGAGUGAGAUGCAAAUGUAUCGUCCACCUACAAACAUCUCUGUGACGUGCAACCGUACACACUGCCUCGUGACAUGGGAACGGCCCAGCACUCAGAAGCUCAUGUCCACCAGGGAGCAGGACUUUGAUGUGGACAUCCGAUCAAAGGGGAGUCCAGACAGUGAUCACAGCGAAAUAAAGGCAACUGUUUCUGGGGAUGAGGGGGAUAUGUUCUCUUUUCCGAUCAGCCCCAGAACCAGCUACAUGGUGCGGAUAAGAGCCGCCAACUCCCGGACAGAGCCACAGCGGUGGGGAGCCUGGAGCCAGCCUGUGGGGUUUGGGCUUGAAGAACAAGAACCUCACUCCGCCUACAUCUACAUUCUCGUGGUCCUGGGGACCCUGUCUGUGGCCCUAUCCCUCUGGGUCCUCUGUAAAAGGUCCCACCUCUUGCACAACCUCUUCCCUCCAAUUCCCAAGAUCAAAGACAAGAUCCGAGAUGGUCAGCAGGUCAACUGGGCAGCACCUCCGCUGAAUGUAGAGAAAUUGGCAGACAAGGAAGUGCUCACCAUAGUGGAAGAGUUCUCGUGA